Molecule: messenger RNA, 1371 nt
Organism: Miscanthus lutarioriparius
Lineage: Eukaryota; Viridiplantae; Streptophyta; Magnoliopsida; Poales; Poaceae
Source: the annotation of a GenBank genome assembly
AUGACGGCCACCGCCAGCUGCUGCUCCAGCCCCGUCGCGUGGGCGUGGCCUCGCACCGCCCCCGCAAGCGCGAGCGCGGCCGCCCUGCGCGUGGGCCGGUUUCCCGCGGUCGCGGUGGCGGUGGCGGCCCCCGACGCGGCGUUCCAUCCGGACGUGUCCCGCGCGGCGGAGUCGCUGCAGGCGGAGUUCCGCGCCGUGGACCGCGCCAUCGCCCUCAACUCCUCCCGCGUCGCCGCCGCCUUCCGCCGCGCGCGCGUCGCCCCGCACCAUUUUGGCGGGUCCACGGGGUACGGCCACGACGACGGUGGCGGGCGGGAGGCGCUGGACUCCGUCUUCGCCGACAUCGUUGGAGCGGAGGCUGCCAUUGUGCGCCCCCAGUUUUUCUCCGGUACCCACGCCAUUGCCUGUGCGCUGUUUGCGCUUCUGAGGCCUGGGCAUGAGCUCCUGGCACUCGCUGGGCCUCCGUACGACACCUUAGAGGAGGUGAUUGGGAUCAGGGGGUCGGCCAAUGUAGGGUCACUCAAGGAUUUCGGAGUGGCGUACCGAGAAGUUCCCCUUGCAGCAGACGGUGGCCUUGAUUGGGAUGCUCUUGCUUGCUCCAUCAGGCCGGAAACUGGAUGUGCCUUCAUACAGAGAUCUUGUGGGUAUUCGUGGCGCAAGAGCUUAAGCGUAGCAGAUAUUCACAGAGCUAUAGAUUUGAUCAAGAUGCAAAAUCCAAACUGCAUGGUGAUGGUUGACAAUUGCUAUGGUGAAUUUGUUGAGACAUCAGAACCUGCAAUGGUGGGAGCAGACUUGAUUGCUGGCAGUUUGAUAAAGAAUCCAGGUGGAACUAUUGCGCCUUGUGGUGGUUAUGUUGCUGGGAAGAAACAUUUAGUUGAAGCAGCUGCAGCUCGUCUAUCUGCACCUGGGCUUGGGGUGGAAUUUGGGUCAACACCUGGCCAUGUUAUGCGUGCAUUGUUUCAAGGCUUGUUUCUUGCUCCACAAACGGUUGGAGAAGCAGUAAAAGGAGGUUUGCUAAUUGCAGAAGUCAUGUCAGCCAAGGGGUACAGAGUUCAACCACUUCCGAGGGUUCCUCGCCGUGACAUUGUGCAGGCAGUGGAGCUUGGCAGCAGGGAAAGACUCGUUGCAUUCUGUGAAGUAGUGCAACAAACUUGUCCAGUAGGAUCUUUCAUCAAACCAACUGCUGGGGAAACCCCUGGCUAUGCUUCAGAGGUCAUUUUUGCUGACGGGACAUUCAUAGAUGGAAGCACAAGUGAACUAUCAUGUGAUGGGCCCUUGAGAGAUCCAUAUGCCGUCUUCUGCCAGGUCUACGAGCCAAUCCCUUGUUGCUCCCCACAUGCAUCAGCUGAAAGGGCAGAUGAAUUAGCCUAG